UCUUAUCACCUGUCUUGGUCAAGUAGAAAGCAUAUGAUUCUAAAGUCAGCAAGACCUGUGUUCAAUGCACAGCUCAGCCACUUAUGGUCCUUAUGCAAAUGCUUGGGCAAGUCGGGACAAUCUUUGACCAUCACUUCACUUAGGAGCAUCACCUAGUUAUCUGGAGCAACUAUGUUUGCCUCGUGGCGGAUGCUGGGAGGAUCGGAGAAAAUCAUAGAUUUAUACACAGCACACGUCCAUCGAUAAAUAGCUGCUGGCUGCAAAGAAGACCCACACCUCACAAAUUGAAGUGAUCCCCUGCAAAAUCUGUGGGGACAAGUCGUCUGGGAUCCACUACGGGGUUAUCACCUGUGAGGGGUGCAAGGGUUUCUUCCGCCGGAGCCAGCAGUGUAACGUGGCCUACUCCUGCACCCGUCAGCAGAACUGCCCCAUCGACCGCACUAGCCGAAACCGAUGCCAGCACUGCCGCCUACAGAAAUGCCUGGCCCUGGGCAUGUCCCGAGAUGGUGAGGCCAUGGGGGCAGCCCUCUGGGGCUUCCCUGGAGUCUCCAGAGGGGCAGCCUGAGCUGCUGUGCCAGACAGGGUUAGCCUGUAAAAGUGCCUUUCUGGAGCUCUGCUCUCCAUCCUUCCCGCGGGCGGGCCCCUGUCCCUUCCACUCUCAUCAGAGGUCUUCGACGUCCCCAACUUCGGACGCUGCUAGAACAACCCUCCUUUUCCCAAGGUCCCAGACGCUUCAUUUUCUCCUUCCUCAUCCAACUCCCCGCUGCCACCCCUUCCCCUCCUGCCUCAUCCUCCCGUUCCAGCUCCAUCCGCCUUCCUAUCGCCCGCCCCCAGCCUGGACACAGGACUGUGGCUGAGGAUGGGACCAGAGGCCGCCUGAGAACAGCCCAGAAGAAGGCAUGAGGGGAGGGAGGACGGCUGUUCCUAGAGCCUUUCUCUACCUUCAGCCACUAGCCCCUCGCAGCCCCCGAGCUGCCCCCCACCCCCAACACCACAGAAGGAGCCCAGGGCGGGGCUGGGGGGAGGCACGAGGUGAUGAGGAGCCAAAAGGAGCCUGUCAGCACUUUUCAGCGCCCAAAAUAACAAAGUGAAAGGAAACACGCAGGGUUGCAAAGGGGCAGGCGGGGCGAGGGGCUGUGCCCCCACACCUGGGAGGGGUGGUGGGGCGAGUGAAAAGGCAGGAAAGAGAGCAGAAGAGGAUGUUCAGAAGCAAGCCGCGGAGCCUGGGUUGGGCUGUGGUGAGUAUCUAGGUCACCAGGGAGCCGGCAGGCCUGACCACAGGGGGACCUGUGUUCUCGGCUCUCUUCUUCCUCCGACCCUCCUAGACAGGCGAAGUGACCCCGAUAUGGCUCAAGACCCCCUACUCAACCACCCCCAGCCCCCAUAUCAGGAGGCCAGGAUCCUCACUCCAACCCAUGGCUUGAAUCCAGCCACUAGUAGAAGCUGGUUUCAAGCAAGGAGAGUUUGCUCAGAGGCCUGAAAAGUCUGGGCUGGACAGAGCUCCGUAGGUAACAAGAGUGAGGUGGGAGGGGUCUUGAACCCAAGUCCCCUGAAAGGAAACUGUCAGGCAAGCCUGGAGAAGCUCUGCUUGGAGUCAGCUAUUCAGGGAGCAGCAAGCUAAUCCUAUAAUGCUUGAGAUGCCUGUUGACUCUGCCUUGUACCAUGUCCUCCUGCCUCAAAAUCUCCUGAUCCCUGGACCUCUUUCAGCUGUCAAGUUUGGCCGCAUGUCCAAGAAGCAAAGGGACAGCCUGCAUGCUGAGGUGCAGAAACAGCUGCAGCAGAGGCAACAGCAGCAACGGGAACAAGCGGCCAAGUCCCCUCCUGCAGGGGCCCAAGGAGCAGACCCCCUCGCCUGCCCCCUGGGGCUCCCAGAUGGGCAGCUGCCCCUGGGCUCCUCACCUGACCUGCCAGAGGCCUCGGCCUGUCCCCCCGGUCUCCUGAGAGCCCCAAGCUGCGGGCCCUCCUACUCCAACAGCUUGGUCAAGGCUGGGCUCAAUGGGGCUUCUUACCACCUGGAAUACAGCCCUGAGCGGGGCAAGGCUGAGGGCAGAGAGAACUUCUAUGGCACAGGCAGCCAGCUGGCCCCCGACAGGUGUGGACUCCGUUUUGAGGACCCCAGGCAUCCUGGGCUUGGGGAACCAGGACGGGGCCCUGACAGCUACUGCAGCCCCAGUUUCCGCAGUACCCCAGAGGCACCUUACGCCUCCCUGACAGAGAUUGAGCACCUGGUGCAGAAUGUUUGUAAGUCUUACCGAGACACGUGUCAGCUGCGGCUGGAGGACCUGCUUCGGCAGCGCUCCAACAUCUUCUCCCGAGAGGAGGUGGCCGGCUACCAGAGGAAGUCAAUGUGGGAGAUGUGGGAACGCUGUGCCCACCGCCUCACCGAGGCCAUUCAGUACGUGGUGGAGUUCGCUAAGAGGCUCUCGGGCUUUAUGGAGCUCUGCCAGAACGACCAGAUCGUGCUACUCAAAGCAGGAGCAAUGGAAGUGGUGCUGGUCAGGAUGUGCCGAGCCUACAACGCUGACAACCACACAGUCUUUUUUGAAGGCAAAUACGGUGGCAUGGAGCUGUUCCGAGCCUUGGGCUGCAGCGAGCUCAUCAGCUCCAUCUUUGACUUCUCCCGCUCCCUGAGUGCCUUGCGCUUUUCCGAGGACGAGAUUGCACUCUACACAGCCCUCGUCCUCAUCAAUGCCAACCGGCCAGGACUCCAAGAGAAAAGGAAAGUAGAACAGCUGCAGUACAAUCUGGAGCUGGCCUUUCAUCAUCAUCUCUGCAAGACCCAUCGCCAAGGCAUCCUGGCCAAGCUGCCACCCAAGGGGAAGCUUCGGAGCCUGUGCAGUCAGCACGUGGAAAAGCUGCAAACCUUCCAGCACCUCCACCCCAUCGUGGUCCAAGUUGCUUUCCCUCCACUCUAUAAGGAACUCUUCAGCACUGAAAUCGAGUCAUCUGAUGGGCUGUCCGAGUGACCUGGAAACAGGAGUCUGUUCCCUUCCCUAGAGCCUGCUGGCUUACUUCCCCCUCGGCCUUUUCCUUUCCUGUACACCCUGGAAGGUGGUCUCUGCCUGUUUUUGGAGGGGGUGAGGGCGAGCAAAUGCAGAGACUGAUUUUCUGCCCACCGGGCUGCCAGGCAGCAGGCCAAGAGCCAGAGGGUGGGGAUAGAGGCACGCUGUCUCCAGCCUCGGCUUUGUCCUGUCUCGUGUCCCAUACCCUGUCACCCCCAGCUUCUGGGAGGCCUGGGGUGGGAUACAAGGACCUCUAGGAGGACCUAGGUGUCCUCAGGACAGCAGGAGGAUCCAGGACACACGGGACAAAUGGAACUCAACUCUGGGCUCAGAAGCUAAGAAUAGGCCUUUGAAAUACCUCAUUGCAUUUCCCUGGGGGCUUUGGCUGGGGAGCUGCAUCAAGCUCAGGGGCUGGCGGCUGGAGCCCAGAAGGAACUGUAUAUAACAUAAAUCUGGAUCUCUA
Messenger RNA from Sus scrofa (pig), 3465 nucleotides. NCBI's taxonomy places the organism in Eukaryota, Metazoa, Chordata, Mammalia, Artiodactyla, Suidae. The record is from RefSeq and is a predicted model, not a curated record.